AUGAGCCUUUGGAUUAAGUGGAUCUGCUUGUUUCCCAUAUUUAAAUUUGUGAUCACCGAAGAAAGGAACUUUCGAGUAAUUUUUGAUAACAUCAGCCUGAGCAAUGUUGAUCCAGAGGUCUUUGAAAGGUUUGAUUGCGAACUUUACCAGAUCGACAAUCGGAGUUAUGUGGAUACGAGUCACAUCUUUAGAGAGACGGUCACAGAUUUAAAGGUACACGCCGCUCUUGAUUUCUGGAAGGCUAAGAGUCCAAAAAUGACCAUCUAUGAUAUUGAGUUCGAUGGAUGUCAUUUUCUACAAAAUGUUCAUAAGAACCGAUUGUUCAACAUCUAUGCGAAAAACUUGAAAAAAUAUUCCAAUAUCAGCUUCAAGUGCCCGUUUCAAGCUAACGUUCUGUAUGCAGUAAAGAACAUGACCAUGAACGAAGAUGACUUUCCAUCCUUUUUACCCCUUGGAAAAUUUCGAUCUCUACUUGAGUACUCAGUGAAUCAGAAAUUGAGUGCCAGAGCUUACAUCAAUGGAAAAAUUAUCUCGUAUUCAACGCGUCCUUUUUAG
Molecule: messenger RNA, 555 nt
Organism: Drosophila serrata
Lineage: Eukaryota; Metazoa; Arthropoda; Insecta; Diptera; Drosophilidae
Source: RefSeq, a predicted model, not a curated record